GGCGUCUAUAUUAAGAUCGCCUUCGGCCGGCCUCGGCCCGACAAUAUGCGCGCGCGCACACAGACCCACGUCUCAACAAAAACCAAACGUAGUACAUAUUAUAUUUUUUCUCGAAUUCGAAUUUAUCCAACGUGAAACGAAAUUUAACUGUGAUUUGUGAUAACUUCUUUAAUAAAGACGUAUUGAUAAAAUGUCUGUGAAGUGAAAUCAAAGUGUAAUUUCUUUUGAAAAGUGAAGACGGCUUACCAAAAUGAAGUUCACGAUAGACGUAUUGGGCAUUUUUCUAAAAGUAGUAGUUAGGGUAAACAAAGUGACCUUCGCCCCCCUAGUGGUAUCAACGCUCUUCAUCCUCCUGACGUCACUACUAGCGCACUGCGCGCGGCGCUUGGUGCAGAAGCUAGUUAAGGAGUCGUUCGUUCGCGUGCUUCUAGAGGAGGCCAUUGCUGCGGCUGAGUUAUGCGGCUGCUGCUUUGAGCUUAUUAUUGUGGCAGACAACUUUGGCGUGGGCACGUAUGCCAUAUUCCUGUUCGCGCUUACAAUCUGGUGGUCACUCAACUGGGGGGAGGCGACGGCCUGUCCGUACACCCAUAUUGAAGAUAUUAUUGAAGGCAAAGGCGAUGUCCGCAAAGCCUUACUGAAGACCUGGGCAGAGCUUGCCGGCGGCCUGCUGGUGUUCAAAUACGUGCAGAUGUACUGGGCUCUGGAGAUCUCUGAGACACACAAGGACAAGGCUUUUGAGGACUGCAAGGCUGAUUUACAGGUCCCAGUUCUAUACGGCGCCGUGGUGGAAGGCAUAGCGACGUGCCUCUGCCGCCUCGCUUCCAAAAGCCUUGGAGACCUCAACCCUCGCUUCGCGACCGCCAUUGACUCAUUCAUCGGGACCUCUUUAGUUGUUGCCGGGGUCCUCAAUAGGCACACAGUUUUCGUCUACCGGUAUCAGGACAAUUUUAGUGCCAAUGACGACCUAAGCGUGUCCAUCUUUUGCAAAGUGCAUUUAGGAAAAGCAUUCGAUUAUUCCGGCGGCUACUUCAACCCAGUCCUAGCUACGUCGCUGAAGGCCGGCUGCGAUGGGCACACCCUUCUAGAACAUGCUGUGGUCUACUGGAUCGGGGCUUGUGCGGGGUCUAUCCUCUCCGUGUACGUGUACAAGAUGCCGGCCAUACAAAAAUACCUCGCCCCUAGCAAUACUGAGGCUAACGGUGACAGUAUUUGGGAUAACAAGGAGGAUUAAAUCUGAGUUUUACUGAGGAAGGGUUUAUUCCAAGAUUUAUCUUUGAACUUGUGUUUUAGGAUCAUUAUUUAAGAAUAAAAGGUGUUCCUUUAACAAUUGUACGCAUACUUAUACGAACUAACCUAACCUAACCACAAAAUUAAAAUUUUGAAAAAACCCCCGACUGCGACAUAGUAGACCGAUUUUAAUGAAACAUGGCUAAGAACACUCCCGACUAACUCAGCUUUCAGACAAAAAAAA
This is a messenger RNA of Leguminivora glycinivorella, 1471 nucleotides long. RefSeq names its product aquaporin-11 (gene AQP). The record is from RefSeq and is a predicted model, not a curated record. The coding region runs from base 251 to 1231 and encodes 326 amino acids. Lineage: Eukaryota; Metazoa; Arthropoda; Insecta; Lepidoptera; Tortricidae. Gene Ontology annotation, molecular function: channel activity. The transcript is spliced from 8 exons. Gene Ontology annotation, cellular component: cytoplasm.